Malania oleifera is the source of this 1604-nucleotide messenger RNA. RefSeq lists its product as uncharacterized. Bases 127 to 1110 code for a protein of 327 amino acids. Lineage: Eukaryota; Viridiplantae; Streptophyta; Magnoliopsida; Santalales; Ximeniaceae. The record is from RefSeq and is a predicted model, not a curated record. The transcript has 11 exons. Gene Ontology annotation, molecular function: RNA binding.
AAACCGGUUCGGUUCAGUCCAGCCCAUCCCUGAGCCGAUGAACCGGGCCUCUACGUUUAGGCGCAAGUAGCGACCGUCACCAAUUUGGCAAUUUCCAGUUGCCGGUGUUGUUGCAGCGAACGCCCCAUGGGCGCAGUACGCGCACUGAGCAUGGCGGCCACAAGCUUCGCAGCACCAGCAGUCUUAAGAAGAGCAGUUCAUGCUCGUGCAUCUCUUUACAGCUACCCCCACAAGCUGUCUUGCUACGGAACCUUCCGUUUUGCUCCUGUCAUAACUCCUUCCAUUUCUUCAGCUUCAGGAAUAUGUCAAUUGGUGCAAGCUAUAAAGGGGGAUAAUGAUGUUUUACUUAGGGGACUGGCGGACAAAAAUACCGUUGAAGAUGUGAAGCUUAUUCUUGACAUGGCAAAACGAGCAUCAUCCAGAAGAGAAGUAUUCCAUACAGAUUUUCUUACUCCACCUGUGCUUAAGGAGUCUUUGCUUGUUCUGGAAAAAUUGUCUGAUGUCAAAGCCCUAGCUCAAGGAGGAUACCCACAGGCUGAGCGUUGUCGUCUUUCUGUUGGACACCCAGAAGCAUUGAUGAGUGCUCCAGAUAUUGUUGCAGGAUUGAUUAUCACAGGGAACUUUGUGUUUCAACCUUGUUCCCAUGGUGAUUUUCUUGGCGCAAUUCUUGGUACAGGGAUUGCUAGGGAAAAGAUUGGGGAUAUUAUUUUGCAGGGACAAAAAGGGGCUCAAAUUCUUGUUGUUCCAGAACUUGUCGAGUUUCUCUUAUCUUCACUGGACAAGGUAGGUAAUGUUCCGGUUACUUGUAGAAAGAUACCAUUGCCUGCUAUUGAAUAUGAACCACCAAGGACUAAGUCAUUCAAAACUAUUGAAGCAUCAUUGAGGGUUGAUGCUAUAGCUAGCGCAGGAUUCAAAAUUUCGAGAUCAAAACUAGUCGACUUAAUCAGUAAUGGGGAUGUGCGCAUUAACUGGACCAUGGUGACUAAAAAUGGCACCAUACUGAAGACUGGAGAUAUUGUUUCAGUUAGUGGAAAGGGGAGACUAAAGAUAGGAGAAAUUAACUCAACAAAGAAGGGAAAAUUUGCAGUUGAGCUCAUUCGAUAUCUAUAAGCUUCAGCCUGAGAAAAAGAACUGUGGAACAAUAUGGGAAAAAAAUGGCAGAUUGAAAACUGUCUCUGCCUUCCUUCAUUAAUAGUAGAGAUUUACUGACUGUUGAAAAUUACUGUAAGAAGAAUAGUGAGGAAGUGGAUGCAUUCUGCAUUGAUGAUGAUUCCUAGGCCAUCGUGCUCAAAUACUAUGGAAGAGGUAAGUCGUUCUAUGGCAAGAGAGAGAUAAAUAUUGAAGACAUUAUGUCUCCACGAGAAUGACAGGACUUUCUUGCUCUAAUGCCAUGGAGUUUCUCCGACACCUACAGAAAAUCUUGUGAUUCCCAGCUUGUCUGAAGGGAUGAGGCCCAAAAUUGGCCUGUUGUUUGAACUCAAUUACAUUGUUUGGUUUGAACAAAGAAUUCUACCAUAAACGAGAACCUAGAAUCAAAUUGGAGCGUUUGCUUAGUGUGUUCCCUGUCAAAAUUGAAUUAAAUUAGACUAAAAUUCAUUUGAGAA